CCCGUCAGGGCGGGAAUGGCGCCGCCCCGGCCCGGCCUGCACCGCGGCGCAGGCAUGGCGGCGCCCAGCGAGGGCCGUGCGGGCCGGGCUGCCGCAUCCUUCCCGGGCACCGGCAGCGGCUCCUUCCCCUUCUCCGUCCCGCACGACGCGGCGGGAGAGCCGGCCAAGAAGCCAUGCCGAGCCUGCACGGAUUUCAGGAGCUGGCUCCGCGAGCAGAGGAAGCAGGCGGCCCCGGGCAGCGCGGACGUGGCAGUGGCAGAGGAGAAGGAGCCCCGUCCGGACUGUCCCCUGGACAGCGAGCAGCUGGGCCGCAGCACCUGGGCUUUCCUGCACACCAUGGCUGCCUACUACCCCGACCGGCCCUCCAGGGCACAGCAGAAGGAGAUGAGGGACUUCAUCCACCUCUUCUCCAAGUUCUACCCCUGCGAGCACUGCGCAGAGGACCUGAGGGAAAGAUUACAGACAAACCAACCCGACACGAGCAGCAGGAGUAACUUCUCCCAGUGGCUGUGUCAGCUCCACAACGAAGUGAACAGGAAGCUGGGGAAGCUGGAAUUCGACUGCUCCCGUGUGGAUGAGCGCUGGAGGGAUGGCUGGAAGGACGGGAGCUGUGAUUAACCCGCAGGGAUUGCUCUGGGAAUCCAGCAGAGCAGUGCAGUACACGUGGACUUGCUGCAGGGACAGUGGGAGUCAAUAACUCUGUUUGUGUGGGACUGAUUCAGAGCUGAACCAAUGCCAAAAGGAGAAUUGAAAAUCCUAUCCCAAUGAUAUUUUGAUAAGUUAUGGUACCUGAGGGGUUGAGGCUGCCAGAAACCUCUGAGACUGGGUCACUGACAAACUCAUUUAAUUAUGACAUUUCCUGAUUUUGGGGGCUUUUGCUUAUCUUUGUGGCUAGAAUUCGUUUUCCCUGAACACAGUGGUGUUCUCUGCAGGCAUUGACUGAUGUUUUCGAAAAUGCAUCUGAUUAAUUGUCACUUUCUGUUCUGAUAGAGAAAACUCAUGCUGGGUUUUGUGCCAAGUCUGUACCCCUGGAUUGCUCUUUCCAGGAUCUCCAACAUUUGUUGUUACUCUUGCAUCCAGUUCCUUUGAUAAAAGUCGUGAGGGCAGGUACAUUUAAUUUAAACACUAAAAUAUGGAGCUCAGAUGUCUCAAUUUGGUUUUGUGUUUCAGCUUACCAUGUCAGAGGACAAAACAGAGUCAAAAUCAUUUCAAGUUCUUCACGUAGGUCGUGAUCUCAUCCCUUCCUGCACUCCUGGCAGGGAGAGGUUUGCACAAACCCUGACAACAACAGGGUUUUUUUCCCUUCCCUGCUUCCUGCUGAGGUUUUCUUACCUAUUUUAUUGUGCUUCCUUAUGUCAUGCCCUACAGCACACCUGUGAAUUUACCCUUGGGGAUUUUUGGCAAGUUUUGACUGGAAAGUUUAAUGGUACUGCUGUAAUUAGAGCAGCGGCACCUCUUAUCUGAGCCUUUGGUCCCCACAGCACUGUGUGGGACUCCUUAGUGGUUAGAAAACCAGCAACACCUUUGGAAACACAUUUUAACAUUUUGGGGCACACUCAAGUCCUUUCAAGUCGGGUCUGUUAAAUGAAUACGAGACUUUUAUGGACUAAUGAUUUCUGAACUUUUUACAUCGUUACAUUUCUAAACACAAACCCAAAUGAACCAUUAACCAGGUACUGUGUGAAGAGUGUGAUUGAAGGUGUCGUUCAGGCUACUAAAAGUGCUCAGAAAAUUUCCCUAUCAGCAUGUUGAGGUUCUUAGAACAAAUAAAUCCCAGCUCUUGGGUUUUGUCUUUUGGUAAUAACCUCAGCCCCCAAAACAAAGCCCAUUGGGAUCCCCUAGAGAGGAGAGGACCAACAAAAGGGCUGCAGCCCUCCCUUUUUGCAGGCAGGACCCUGCUGACUCAGUUCUGCCAGGAGCUGCUUUUAGCAGCUGGGGGUGUGGGCAGGCGUCUCCCUCUGGCUUUGGUUGUGCUAAAGCAGGAAUUUUGUGUUCUUCCGCUGUUCUCUGUGACAAUUUCCUCGCCCACGGAGCAAAUGAUAUUUCUCCCUCAUUUGUUGCAGUGUAAACGAGCAGGUUGGUGAAACAUCUGUCCCAUCCUUUGUCACCUUUGUGUACCAGGGGAGCAGGCUGGGGGCUUGCACUGCCCUGUGCCAGUGCUGGGGUGUGCUGGCCAGGCUCGGGGAGCAGCGGGGACAUCGGAGCCUCCCAGCACAGCUGUCCCCUCCCUGGCUGCACAGGGGGACAUGAGGCUGUAUCCAUCACAUUCUGUCAGGAAAAGCCUGUCCUGGCAGGGCUGGGGAAGAACCUUCAAGCCGAGUCUCUGUCUUUAGCAAAUCCUGCCUGAAAAUGAGGCCACCAGCUGUGGUCAGGAUGCUUUUAGGCCAGUUUCUAUCUUUACCAUGGGGCCAUUUGAUAAAAUGCUUGCACUUUGUUCUCUCAUGUUUUUGGCUUGGCAGAAGAGCUCUGGUGUAGUUCUCAUCCUCACCUCUGUGGGCUUGACCAUGUGACGAUUGGGGGGAUUUGUUCUGCUGUUCAUUUGUACCACAAGUUUUAGUCUCGGGUAAGGGAUUUCCACUGGAGGUCUUCAUGCUUGUGUACAGGAAAUUGUGAAUUCUCUAUUAACUGCACUUGAUUCAAUCUAGUUUUAAAAAUCUCUGUAUUCAAAUUAUAUUUCCUGUUGAUGUAAAAACAAUAAAGCAACUGAGUUUA
Molecule: messenger RNA, 2712 nt
Organism: Taeniopygia guttata (zebra finch)
Lineage: Eukaryota; Metazoa; Chordata; Aves; Passeriformes; Estrildidae
Gene: GFER
Product: growth factor, augmenter of liver regeneration
Biological process (GO): liver development
Cellular component (GO): mitochondrion
Molecular function (GO): flavin-dependent sulfhydryl oxidase activity; flavin adenine dinucleotide binding
Source: RefSeq, a predicted model, not a curated record